AUGCUCCACGUGGCCUGCAGCAGCAGCAGCAGAGACACCACAGCUGCUCCUACGUGCCCAGCCCCAGCAACAGCGGCGGCAAACCUCCUCACCUGCCCCGCCUCCAACCAGGUCAGCGUGAGGUCAACGGCAGGUCCCCAGAGACGCCUACACCCCAUCCCAGUCCUCAUCAAGGCCGAAUGGAGGGAUAAGCCGGAAGGACCGGAAGGGCGCAAUUGUUCCGCCCCGCCCCCGUGGGAGCUCCCCUCCGCAGAGUUCACCGCCACUCAACUCCCCGCCAGCAAGGCUGUCUGUCCCACCGCUGAGCUGCGGCAGCACGCCCUCAUGGCCAUGGCGCGGGUCACCGAGCCAGGCUGUGCGAUCUACUACACCGACGGCUCGGUUGACCCAGACAGCGGAAGGACGGGCGCUGCUGCCAUCACUGGCGGGACCGAACUGGGCAUGCGCACCCCCGACCACUGCUCCACCCUGCAGACCGAACUGGUGGCCAUCCAGCUGGCCCUGGAGCACGCCCACCACCGUCAGGAGGCCACCGUGGUGCUGCACACUGACUCCAAGUCGGGACUACGGGCCCUCCAGCAGCCGCAGCCCAAAGACGACGUGGGCCUCGUCACCGCCAUCCUGGGCAGCCUCCAGAGCCUCGCCGCGCAGGGGCGGCGGGUGAGGCUCAACUGGAUUCCAAGUCACGUGGGGGUGCUGGGCAACGAGGCUGCCGACGCGGCCGCCAAGAGAGCUGCGGCGAGUCCCCAGGUGACUAAGCACGUGCCCCCCAGCCUGCGGCAGGUGAAGACUCGAGCCAGGCGCGCCGCAAUCCAGGCGACCCGCCACACACACCAGCAGCUGGAGGCCAGAAAGAGGCAGGCGGCAUGGUACGCUGCCGCCACCGACUACCAGCCGCUCGACGCCUCCCAGCAGCAGCCCAGGGCGGACGGCAUGCUGCUGCAGUGCAUCAGGCUGGGUUUCUGCGCCAGGGAGGAGCUGUACGACGGCUUCCAGGGGCAGGAGUGCGACCACUGCGGGAGAAACAGCCGCCGCCCUCAGAACACAGUCGCCAGCACUCGCCCAGCCUGCAGGCGGCGUCCUCCUUAGCAGACGCGAGGCCAGGGCGGCCCAUCUCGUCCGCCACACGCCCAGGGAGGUGAUGCUGCGGGUGCUCAGGGCGGCACCCCCGCCCCGCUGACCUGACCUGCCCGCAACACACUCACCACCACAGGAAGAAGUCUGUGAGCAGCACAGCGCUCACACCGACACUCUGAUUCCCUCACCGGCGGGCUGGUGCCCGCUUUGCAUAUGAUAUUGUAUAUGUUUCUUUUUUUUUUUCUUUUUAUCAUGUAAUGUAUGCAAUUUAUGUGCAAUAAACCAUUAACUAACUAACUAACUAGGUCAUGUCCUGACUGAAGCCCUGACCUAACUCUCCCUCAGGACCUGACAUGACUCUCCCCACACCCUUCUCCUUGUUUUCAUCCUCUUUAUCUCUCCCUGUUUCCUCCACUACUUUUCCUUGUACUCCAUUCUUACAUCCUCUAUCUGUAUUUUUUUCAUGACUCACUCCGCCCCUCUACUCCCUUUCCCCUUCCGUAUUCUUCCGCCCCGCCAAACUAAUUCCUGCGCCAAGUUCGUAUUUACGAAGCAAAUGUCGAAAGUCGAAACAAGAAUUAUAGAAUCAUUUAUUGGGACCGCGUCGUAACAACAAAACGUCGUAGGAAGUGAUUAUAAGAGUGUGGGAAAGGUCAAUAGGAGUGUGGGAAAGGUUUGCAAGAGUGUGGGGAGGGUUUAUAAAGCCUUAAAAUAUAUAUAAAUAAUAAAAUAAAUAUAAGGUCGCUACUUCACAGAUUUUCGCCUAUCGCGGGGGGUUCUGGAACCUAACCCCCGCGAUAGACGAGGGAUUACUGUAUCCCACUUGACAGCAGAGCAUAGGUGUACAGAGCGUGUGUGAGAUUGGUGUUCCUGUAUGGGGCAGAGACUUGGGCUACGACAAAAUAGCUGGAAGCACUAUUGAUACGAUGUGAUGUGAGAAUGCUUAGAUAUUUGAUGGCAAUCAGAUGGCAAGAUGUAAUUUCAAAUGAAGAACCGGUGAAAAGGAGUGGCCUGGAGGGCCUGGAGGAGUUGCUGAGUAAGACCAGAUUAAGGUGGUUUGGACAUGUGAGGAGAAGAGGAGAAGAACACAUCCUGAGAUGAUCACUGAACUUUGAGGUAGAGGGCAGAAGACCACCAGGAAGGCCAAGGAAGACGUGGAGAAGGGUGGUGGAGGAAGAUAUGAGGAUGUGGAACAUCACGGAAGAAAUGGCUAUGGACCGGCAACAGUGGAGGAGGCUCAUACCCCAUCCAACCCCACCAUAGAGAAUAAAUGGACGUUGAACGAUGAUGAUGAUGAUGAUGAUAAUAAUAAUGAUAAUUAUAAUAAUAAUAAUAAUAAUAAUAAUAAUAAUAAUAAUAAUAAUAAUAAUAAUAAUAAUAAUGCAGUCAGCCCUGAUGAUGCAGCUACCAAGAACCUCUCCAGGAACCACUCAAGAAAACUGGUAAAUUUCCUUUUUCAGUAAGCCAUCCGCUGUGAUUAGCAUGGAUUUAGGUUUCACUUGUAGCCUGGUGACAUAUACUCCCAGGUCUUUCUCUGCUCUCCUGAGGAGAGGCAAGGAGAGGUAUUUAAAGGGUCUUGCUGAGGAAGUCGAGGGCCAUUUAAAUGUAAGUGACCUCCGACCUACUGGACAACUGGUUAAGUGUACAGACAACCGCGGUUGCCAGUAGCCCCAACGGUUGGAGGAAAAUGGCCAGUGUGACACCACCUUUACUGAGCCUUGAAGAAGCUCUGCACCAAGACUCUGUGGUGGAUAAUGGAGUGUUUCCCAUGUGGUACUGGUGUGCUGGAUAUCCCCUCCCAAGGUGCAGGACUUAACAUUUUUCUUCAUUGAAUAGUAGCAGCCACUUUUUGUUCCAUUCCUGUAGCUUGCUGAUGUCUUCUGGUAGGAAAUCCACAGUCAAGAAGUUAAAUUUCUUGCUAUUUUCCUUUUUUAUCAAAUUUCUCAUGGAUCACUAAGAUAGGCAGUAACCUAAGACACACAUUUUUAAGCUUUUCAGCACCCAAGCACACACAGUUGACAAGGCAAUCUUGGUUGUGGGCAUUUUCCUGGGUAGUUUUAUGACCCUGAUGGUGGAGUGACAAAGCUUCUGUACCAAGAACAUGAAAAAAACCCUCAUGAGAACUUGAUUAAUCUCCUUUUUGGCCUUGGAAAUUGUUAAUGCGAGAGGUGGAAGCGGCUGAAAAUACCAACCUAAGCUUGUUCAUUUCUCAGUAAUCCAGGUGAAACAAACAUGUUCAUUCUUUGACUACUUUCUAUGGAACAAAGCCCCGCCAUCAUCAUCAUCAUCAUCGUUUAACGUCCAUUUAUUCCCUAUGGUGGGGUUGGACGGGAUAUGAGCCUCCUCCACUGUUGCCGGUCCAUAGCCAUUUCUUCCAUGAUGUUCAGCCUCCUCAUAUCUUCCUCCACCACCCUUCUCCACAUCUUCCUCGGCCUUCCUGUCACAGUGUGAGUUUCCAGUGUAUGUAUUGCUGGUCAUGCAAAAGCUGAUCCCCCCAAGAGGAAAGUAUCAAGACACCUCUCCUUCCAAAAUUGACCUCUCUUUUGGCCACUCCUCUUAACUAUUUUACAAGGGCAGUGAUUUGCAGGGUUUUUUCAUUGUUGUUUUCUUUAUUUUUGCCCUUGAGCUGUUUCCAUUGGUGUAAAAAAAAAGGGGGGGGGGCUGUGAUGCUUAACUGCGGAAUAAAUACAAGCCAUCAAAAAUGUUAGUAGUACCAAUAGUAGUUGUAGUAGUAGUAGUAGUAGUAGUAGUAGUAGUAGUAGUAGUAGUAUAGUAGUAGUAGUAGUAGUAGUAGUAUAGUAGUAGUAAUAAAAGUAGUAAUAGUAGUAGUGGUAACCCUCCAGAGAAGUAGUAUCCAUGUAAAGUCAACCUCCUAAACUAGACUUCAAAAAAUUGUAACAAAAACUUGACUUACU
Messenger RNA from Eriocheir sinensis (Chinese mitten crab), 3992 nucleotides. RefSeq lists its product as uncharacterized. NCBI's taxonomy places the organism in Eukaryota, Metazoa, Arthropoda, Malacostraca, Decapoda, Varunidae. The record is from RefSeq and is a predicted model, not a curated record. The coding region runs from base 1 to 1089 and encodes 362 amino acids. Gene Ontology annotation, molecular function: RNA-DNA hybrid ribonuclease activity; nucleic acid binding. The transcript has 2 exons.